Lactuca saligna is the source of this 492-nucleotide messenger RNA. NCBI's taxonomy places the organism in Eukaryota, Viridiplantae, Streptophyta, Magnoliopsida, Asterales, Asteraceae. The record is from the annotation of a GenBank genome assembly.
AUGCCUGGUAGAUACGCAGAGCUGGAUCAGUAUUGUUGGGCUGAUGAAUUUUCCCAACAACACGGUGGGGACCCGAAUGCUUUGGCUUUAUCCUUUGAGCGACAAAAUGGUACUGUGGGUUGGGCUUUUAAAUUCCAGCAUGAGCAAAUGCAGAUGAUGUCUGUGGACCGAAUGGCAGGUGCAAACAUUCCAUCUUUGGCUGCUAUGGAGCAGACCCGAAUGCUAGCACACACUUUAGCUCAGAACACCAAUCCAAAGUUUCAGAACUGCAAGUUCCUUCAGUUUGUUUCAAAGACAAGUCAUGGGGAAUUAACUAUUAAGGAUAACCAGGUCAGGCCUGCAGGUGGGGACUGGGAAAAUGAAUACCAACAGUAUCCAAUGACUAAUAAUCAAUGCGUACGAAUGUGUUGGACAAAAGGAUUUUCAUUUUCAACUAGUGCUUAUGUGCCAGGGCAGCCUUCCGGGUCUGGUGGUAUGUUUUGUGCUGAUUAA